This is a messenger RNA of Drosophila suzukii, 840 nucleotides long. It is a transcript of the gene Ctr1C, whose product is annotated as Copper transporter 1C. NCBI's taxonomy places the organism in Eukaryota, Metazoa, Arthropoda, Insecta, Diptera, Drosophilidae. Gene Ontology annotation, molecular function: copper ion transmembrane transporter activity. Gene Ontology annotation, biological process: copper ion transmembrane transport. The record is from RefSeq and is a predicted model, not a curated record. Gene Ontology annotation, cellular component: plasma membrane.
AUGGAUCACCAUGGAGCUGAUGCUUCAGAGGGGCAUGUCCACCAUCACGGUUCCCACGGGAACCCCAGAGUCUGCUCCCCGAGCUCUGCCCACGAAGGACACCAUUCCCCUGGGAUGUCACACCAUGGAGAUCAUGGAGGAGGCCAUGGAGGAGACCAUGGAGGGGUCCAUACCAAGCGGGGAGGAGGACACGACAUGACCAUGUCCAUGUUCUUUCACACAGGCGAUACGGAGACCAUUCUCUUCAAGUGCUGGCGCACUGAGUCCGCCUUGGCACUGACUUUGUCCUGUCUCCUCAUUUUUCUUGUGGCCGUGCUCUACGAAGCUCUCAAGUUCUUCAGGGAGUGGCUCUUUGCGAGGAACAGGAGGAGAUUGGAGGGCGGAAGGGAUCAAUACAACCCGCCAAGGAGGUACAGAGAGGCCAACUACAACUACAACCAGCCGACCUAUCCGCCAAGGAGCCACCAGCAGACUGGGACCCAGAUCUACGCCUAUCGCCCCAGGUCGCCAUCGAUGCCACCUCUGCAGCACGGAGGACCUGGAUCCCCGCAGGCCCAGUCCGCGCACAUCAUGUCCCUACCAACCCAUCAUCAUGUCCAGGAGAACCCCCCGCCCGCUGGAGGUGGCUCCAAGCUCAAGGUCUUCUGCUCCUGGAUGCACCUGCUGCAGACCUUCCUGCACGUUCUGCAGGUCUUCAUAUCCUUCCUGCUGAUGCUCGUCUUUAUGACCUUUAACGUGUGGCUCUGUGUGGCCGUUCUGCUGGGCGCUGGUGUCGGGUACUACAUAUUCUGCGCCUAAACCAACAUCCAGGAGCACUGCAACUGAAAAAAGGAAAACAAG